This is a messenger RNA of Zootoca vivipara (common lizard), 5352 nucleotides long. Lineage: Eukaryota; Metazoa; Chordata; Lepidosauria; Squamata; Lacertidae. The record is from RefSeq and is a predicted model, not a curated record.
AGGCGCGCGCCGCUUCCCUGUUGCUUUUGAGUUGGGAGAGGAAAAACAAGGGGGGUGGAAGAGUCGCCUCCAGCCGGGCCACGUGGUUUUCUACCUGCAGAAGAUGAAACGAAAAUCCAAAUUGCACCAAGGAGAAAGGAGAGAUGAUCUGGGCUUUGCCUCUCUGCCAAUCUGCAGAUACAGGAAGAAAUUAGUUGAGGCCGUUCGAGAUAACUCAUUUAUUGUAGUGACGGGAGAAACAGGCAGUGGUAAAACCACCCAGCUUCCAAAAUACUUAUUUGAAGAAGGUUUCGCCAAGCAUGGGGCGAUUGGUGUGACACAACCGCGGCGAGUGGCUGCCACGUCCGUGGCUCAGAGGGUGGCGGAGGAGAUGGACUGCCCUUUAGGGAGCAUCGUGGGGUACCAGGUUCGCUUUGAUGAAUGUGUCUCAGAGGAUACUUCCAUCCGAUACAUGACAGACGGCUGCUUCUUACGGCAGAUACUGGCAGAUCCACAUCUCACCAAAUACAGCAUCGUCAUUCUUGACGAAGCUCACGAGCGGAGUCUGAGCACGGAUAUCCUGUUUGGCCUGCUGAAGCAAAUGUUUCAAGGGAAGAAGCCGCCGGAGAGAAAAAGGCCCUUGAAAGUGGUGGUGAUGUCGGCCACUCUGGACACGGACAAGUUCUCUGAAUUCUUUAAUCACUGCCCGGUGGUGGACAUUCCUGGAAGGAACUAUCCAGUGGAGGAGAGGUUCUGUGGUCUCGUGGGCCCGAGGGAUGCUGACGGCUCUGCGUAUGUUACAGAGACUGUAAAAGUCACCUUGGAUAUCCACUUGAGCGGCUCAGCCGGAGACAUCCUGGUUUUUCUAACAGGCCAGUCCGAGAUUGAGAAAACCUGCGAGUUGCUUUUCCAAAAGGCAGAGUCUAUCGAUUAUCAAUUCGAUGUAAGGGAUGGCUCUGUUGAAGGGUUGCUCAUACUGCCAUUAUAUGGCUCCAUGCCAACAGAUCAACAAAGGAGAAUAUUCCUCCCUCCUCCUCCAGGAAUCAGAAAGUGUGUGGUGGCCACAAAUAUUGCCGCAACUUCUCUGACAAUUGAUGGAAUCAGGUACGUGGUGGACAGCGGGUUUGUGAAGCAGUUAAACCACAACCCAAGAGUGGGCUUGGAUACGUUGGAGGUUGUCCCCAUAUCCAAGAGUGAAGCAUUGCAGCGAGCUGGCCGAGCCGGACGGACAUCUCCUGGGAAGUGCUACCGGGUGUACAGCAAGGAAUUCUGGGAGCAGUGUAUGCCCGACCACAUGGUUCCAGAGAUCAGGCGAACCAGCUUGACGUCUGUCGUCCUGACCUUGAAGUGCCUUGCUAUCCAUGAUGUCAUCAGGUUUCCUUAUUUGGAUCGCCCAGAAGAGAGACGUAUUCUGGAAGCUCUCAAGGAGCUUUAUCAAUGCAGUGCUAUUGACCGGAGAGGCUACGUGACCCAACUGGGCGAGUUCAUGGUACGGUUCCCCCUUCCUCCGAACCUCACUUGUGCUGUCAUAAAGGCUGCCUCUCUGGGUUGCGAAGACUUGAUGCUUCCAAUCGCAGCCAUGCUGUCAGUGGAAAAAGUGUUCAUUCGACCAGGCGAUCCUGAAGCUCAGAAAGAAGCUGACCUCCGACACCAAGAGCUGUCUUUGCAAGCGGGAGGAUGCAAUGACUUUGCGACUCUCCUGAAUGUCUUCGAACAGUGCAAAGCAAGCAAGUCCCCUUCCAUUUGGUGCCGGGAUAACUGGGUGCACUGGAGAGCUCUGAAGCUGGCGUUCAGUGUGGAAGCGCAGCUCCGGGAGAUCACCAGCAAGCUGAAGCAGCUGACAGACUUUCCAAGAGAGCAUUUUGACGGCUCCAGGAAUGAGAUCCUGAGAAGAUGUCUCUGUGCAGGUUAUUUUGCCAAUAUUGCCAGGAGAUCCAUAGGCAAGUCAUUCUGUACCAUGGACGGCCAUGGGAGCACCGUCUACAUUCACCCUUCGUCCGCCCUCCGUGAUCAGGAAGCCCAGCUGGAAUGGAUCCUCUUCCAUGAUGUCCUCGUGACCUCCAAGGUUUACGUCAGGAUGGUGUGUCCGGUCCGCUACGAGUGGGUUCAGGACCUGCUGCCCCGGCUGCACAAGAUCGACGCUUACGAGCUGAGCAGCAUGGCCCGGGAGGAGGUGACAGAGGAGGAGAUGGCCAAAUGGAGGAACAAGGAGGACCUCAAGAAGCAGAAUGAAAAAGCGACAGACAAGUCUGCAAAGAAAAUGGAGAAGAGGAAUGAUAACCAAUCCAUAAGUGAUGCUCGGGCCCGGUUCUUAGAAAGGAAGCAGCAGAGAAUGCAGGAAUUAAAUGCCUCUUCCAAGGAAACGAGCUAACCUAGAAACUGUGGCUUACUUGCACCGGCAGCACUCCUCCAUCCCUGCCACCCACAAUGUACACUUGUUUUACCUGAAUUUGCACAGCUAGAGCUGGGGGAAUGGAGACGGCGGGAAGGUAGGACCCAGGGGAGCCCAAGCUGUCACCUGAUACCUUGACUGGGUGGAGCUACAUCACUGUGUAUAUAAGGACCGGCUGCAAAGGGACAGCUCUAGUUAGAGAGUCCCAGCGGGUUGCCUUGGUGGCUGAGAGGAUGCCAUGUCUGCUUGUAGCUCAGAAACGCUUGCAAAUGCCUGCAAGCAUGCUGUGGUGGUUGCCGUGUCAUGGGCGAGGCCCCUCUGAAGGUGUUGAGGCCAAAUCAGUUAUCUUUUAAGGAGGCAACUAAACUACAAACGACAACAAGCCCCGGACUUCUUUUGUCUCUCUUACACCACACACAAACCUUCCUCUCUCAUACAGAGACUUCCACACUUCCCUCUCUCAUCUGCCCUCCUCCUCUUCGUCUCUUUUGCAAGGACUUUCCCCCUGCAAAAGCCAAUUUACAGUUUUCCAUGUCAAAAUUGAUCAAACUGUUGGCAUUGUUCUGCGAUCAGAAGAGAAGGCCACUUGACAAAACCCUGGCGGGGAGCCACCUUUUAAAAAUGAGUGCAUUGAAAAUAUUUAUGGUUCUUACCUAUGCUGCUUCUAAGCACUGUUCAUCUGUUGGUAUUUGGCUUGGAAAGUUGCCUAUGACAUUGCAACCUUUUUCUAAAAAUGCACACUCACAUUGGGUGAACUGUUCAAGCAAGAAGUUAUAAAGCUUUUAUUAAGCCCUUUAAAGAAUAUAUUCAUUGCAAUAUUGUAUAUACUGGGGUGUGUGGGUGUGUGUAUUCUUGGUUGUAAAAUAUCCACCCCCUUUUGUUGAGUAAGAAACAUUUUUGUACCUUUUUUUAUAAAGAUUUGACAGCUUAAAUUGAGCUCUUUGAGUGUAUGUGUGUGUGUGUGCAAUGAAUAUUCAGAGUUGAUAUCAAUCUUGGAUGGAUCUGCUAUUCCUCUUCAAGUUGAGAAGGAGAGCCUCUGCUGGAGGAGCCCAGCAUCCUUGGGGAAGAGCCGCAGCAAAAUGACGGGCUGUAUUCCUCGCUGCACAAUCUUCCAAGGGCCAGAUGCCAGGGUUCUGCAGGGUCAGAAGCAAAAGUGGGUGGAGCAACAAAUACAGACUUUUGUGUACAAUAGCAGGCCAGUUUCUUCAAUCCUCCAGGCAAGGAAGAGCCAUUGUCACAGUUCAGACAUAUUCUAGCUAGCCAAGAACACUCAAGGAGGAUGAAAAGCAGGGACUGGUGAGGAGUGUGGCUUGGGGAGAGGCCCAAGGGCCAGAAAGAGAGAUGUGGAGGACCACAUUUGGCCCCCAGGCCCAUGGUUCUUCAUCCCUGCUGCUCUGUACCAUAUACUAUGCACUAGGCUCCUGCGGGGGGUGGGGUGUAUGUGCACUGCAUUGGAUAAGAGGGAUUUGCAGAAAUCAAAUGUGACCCCCUUUGUGCAUGCAGAGCAGCCUCGAUUAGCCCAAAGCUACCAUUGGACCCAAUCCUAACAAACACACCUGUUAUUUGAUGGAGGAGACUCUGGUUCGUAAAGCUUCUGCCUGAAUAAAUUUAUUUUUAAUGUUAUUUCUUUACUUAAUUUGUACCUGCUGCCUAGCUUUGGCAUGUUCUCAUUGGGUGGGAAACAUCAGAUGGGGGAGCCUUGAACCAAAGCGCCCCACACUGCAGCAGUUUGUUACAGUACAGGUCCACACUUGUAAUGCUUAAACAUUUGCAGCUUAGUAGUCAUGGUUCAAUGUAUCUAUUUAAUUACCACCACCACCCCAAAAAAUUCCUGGUACGUUCUUUGAAGGGGUUCAUACAGUUCAGGAGAUCUAUGCUGGCUUUGUGUGUGUGUGGGGGGGGGACAGUGCAAUUCCACCUCCCAGUUAAUCUAUUUUCAUCCACAGUUUUCUAUUUUUACAAUGCAUGCCAUUGGAUUAAAGUAGAUAAUGCUAUCAUGGAAGUCUUUUAAGAAAUGGCUCCCCUCUCACACUGCUUGUUUAGGAGCUAUGCCUUGGAAGAUAACAGGAAGCCUCAAAAACAUCCUAGGCCCAAUCUUGGGUGGGCAAAACCUUGGGGAUUGCAAUAGUCAUUUCCUGAUGGCAGGAAAUUGUUAAGGAGUAUCUCUUCCAGCUAAUUGGGUGGCUGACAUUUACAAAAUGGGCCAAAUCUUAGGGAUGGGAGAAAUUUGUUUGCUUUACAUUGUAACACUUUCUCAACUGAUCCCAUUCCCUGAACCAAAUACGUGAACAGGAAUGUGUUGCCGCCGCGACUGUUUUCUUCUAGAGCCCCUCUUCUUUGAAUUUUGCAAUUCAUUUUUUCCAAAUCAUACAUAUAUUAGGGGGAAAGUGCACCCUCAAAUGCUUCGUGUUAGUGAAGAAAAACCCCAAAAUGCAUUAUAUUAGGGAAAAUUCAUUGCAAAGUAAUGUAGGUUUUUCCCUGCAAGUUUAAAAAGAAUACAGCCCAAAAUCGGAUAGCAAUUGGGUGAAUUCACAGUUGGAAAAAAUUGAAAAACAGAGAGAGAGUAAAAUUGGUAGAACUACAAGGUGCAGGUAGGUCAGAGCUUGUAUAGGAUGCAUUUACAAAAAGGUCAAUUUGCAUUUGUUGCUCCACCCAGUAGUGCCAUGUGGCCCCCACAAGAAAAUGUGGCCCUUGGGCUGAACAUUCUCCCUUUGUUUCAUACAUGGUAUAUUUACUUAUAUUGUUCAUUUUUUAAGAUUUAAUUUUCAUUUACAUUUUUUCAAUGUAGACUGCCCAGAGACACUUAUUCUGAUAACAGCUGAUAGUUAAUUUUAUUAAGUAUUUAUUUGCACAGCCUCAAGUCUCUUUCUCCCCUCUCUAUGCAUUAAGCUGUGGAACAAGGUUACCAGUCCAAGGUCAUCUCACUCUGCGUGCCAAGGCCGGGAUUCGAACCGGCAGAAAACCGUAAGCAGGUCUUUUCC